Molecule: messenger RNA, 1047 nt
Organism: Symbiodinium sp. CCMP2592
Lineage: Eukaryota; Dinophyceae; Suessiales; Symbiodiniaceae
Source: the annotation of a GenBank genome assembly
AUGCUCCAGAACCAAGAGGGCCUGCGGGUGGCGGUGAUCGUGAAUGACAUGGCUUCGGUGAAUAUUGAUGCCCUCCUGGUGAAAAGCGGCGCCGAGAUAUUGAAAGGCAAGGACAAGAUGGUGGAGAUGCAGAACGGCUGCAUCUGCUGCACGCUGCGGGAAGAUCUGAUUGAGAACGUCAAGAAGCUGGCUGUGGAGGGUCGUUUCGAUUACCUCCUCAUCGAAAGCACUGGCAUCUCCGAGCCUAUGCCGGUGGCCACCACCUUCGUCAGCGAGUACGACGGUAAGAGCCUUCUUGGCAGUGUCGCCCGCUUAGACACCCUGGUGACCGUGGUGGAUGCACUGAACUUCUUGAGGGACUGUGAGAUGGGUCAGAUGCUCGUUGACAGGGAGGAGCUGGGUGCAGAAGAGUCCGACCGGCGCACAAUUGCGCAGCUUCUGGUUGACCAAGUAGAAUGCGCGAACAUCAUCGUUUUGAACAAGGUGCCUCCGGAGCCAGUCACGCAGCCGCCGAAGGACACUUUCCCGGACGGCAAAGAUGCUGUGCCGGGAAUGUUCUCGGCCAGGUUUGACGGCGGGAUCAUAGAGCACAAGUUUCGGCAUGUUCACAAGAUCCUGAAGGAGCACAACUUUCCGGUCCUGAUGGUCGACGCCGAUGUUGGUGACGACUUCGGCAAAGCAACAACGAAGUAUUUAAACAAGAUUGAGAAAGAAAAGGGUGUCUUGAUUUGUGUUUGCACAGCUCACUAUGCUGAGAAGACCAGCUCACCCUUCUGCUCUUUUAAAGAGUUACAGUUCGCCCUCGACUACAGUCUGGAUGUUCUCCCGCUGAAAGUGGCAGACGUCGACCCCCCACAACCGCCUGGCGGUCCGGAUCAUCAGUACGACAAGGAUUACGAAGCAGAGUCCGUGAUCAAGAUGGUCUUCAGACCCAACCUCGCCUACAAGGACUGCCGCGACCUAGAUGAGAUGCAGAUAGCUCGAGUGAUCGCAGACAAGUUGCUAAAGAAGAAGACGAUGCCCAGGCAAGGCUCGGGACACGGAUGA